Molecule: messenger RNA, 1244 nt
Organism: Haliaeetus leucocephalus (bald eagle)
Lineage: Eukaryota; Metazoa; Chordata; Aves; Accipitriformes; Accipitridae
Exons: 9
Coding region: 33-1244 (403 amino acids)
Source: RefSeq, a predicted model, not a curated record
ACUUUUCUUCCUUCAAUCCAUGGUCUUCAACAAUGCCCCAAAACUCAGUCAACUGUAGUAUCAUAGAACACCUUGCAGAUGAAUUUCUCCGGCCCAUCAGGCUCCAGAAUGGCUUUAAGAAUAUAGAAAGGAAACUGAAGAUCUACACAGAGACCUUCAAAAUCUAUCUUGAGGAUGCUGCAAAAGGUGAACCCUAUUCUCCAGCUGAUCUUACUGAGCAAGUGUUGCACAAUAACAUGAUAAAGUUCAUGGACAAGAUUGUUGGAUACCUGGAAGAAGAGGAGCAUAAAGAUGAUGGGCUGCUUUUUGCCUUACACACCUCAUUUUGUUAUAACAUCCCACUAAGCAAAGAGUUAAUAAUCAAGGCUGAAAAACUCUUCCAGGACAUUGGCCCGUUUCAAGGCAAAUUCAAGCAUCUGAGAGGAAAGAGCAAUUACAUUUCCGCUGUGAAGGAAAUUUGCUUAAGUAAUAAAGGCAACACCUUGUGUAUUUGGCUGAUUCCAUUGCUGUAUGCAAUCACAGAGAAGAUGGAGGACCCCUUUUUUCCACAAACCAUUCACUUACAACACAUGUCGCAGCUAAGAAAUGAUGAAGAGAAGCAGAGGAAAAUCCUGGCAAUGAUAAAGAUUCACAAGUCAUUCAUUGAAAGCUGCUCUCCACUGGCAAAGACAGUCUUGGAGAUGUUGUCACUGAAGAAUUUCACCAAGGGCUCCAUGCUGCAAAUCAAGCUUCCACCUCAGCUCCUCCUGGAUACUGUGUACCAACGCAUUGUUAAUGUCGUCUGUAAACCAUCCCAAGUGCAUGAAAUAGAUUUGAAUGGAGUUUUGGACAACAUUGCUGAAAGGAUGGCAUUCUGGUUCAAGGACUUGUGCUUGCCAGGGGGUACAGAGCAGCUGAUGAAGCCCGCAAAUAAGGAGGAUAUCAUGCCAUGUCAGUUUAUAUCAGAAAUGUACAACGAGUUCGCAGGUUACAUCAAGAAGUGGCUGGAAAAAUCCUUGCCCAGGCCACCCAUGGAAAAUAGGCAGUUCCUGAAAAACAUUGAUGAGUGGCAUCAGCUGUUCUUGUUUGAGAUCCUCUGUGUGGAAUGGACCCAGAAAUGGCAAAGCCUGAUAUACAGCAUGGUUGAAAGUUGGCUGGCGAAACUGGGAGUUUCUACCUCCUGCCACACCGAGCUGACCCACUUUGCUAGCUGUGCUUACUUGGCCUGCUGUGGGUUAAUGGAGUGGGAGAGGAAUUUUCUGUAA